Messenger RNA from Callorhinchus milii (elephant shark), 1421 nucleotides. RefSeq names its product Josephin domain containing 2 (gene josd2). NCBI's taxonomy places the organism in Eukaryota, Metazoa, Chordata, Chondrichthyes, Chimaeriformes, Callorhinchidae. The record is from RefSeq and is a predicted model, not a curated record. Gene Ontology annotation, molecular function: cysteine-type deubiquitinase activity. Gene Ontology annotation, biological process: protein deubiquitination. The coding region runs from base 633 to 1184 and encodes 183 amino acids. The transcript has 4 exons.
GAAGUCGAGGCUUGGCUGCAGGAAGUCGAGGCGUGGCUACAGGAAGUCGAGGCCUGGCUACAGGAAGUCGAGGCCUGGCUACAGGAAGUCGAGGCUUGGCUACAGGAAGUCGAGGCGUGGCUACAGGAAGUCGAGGCCUGGCUGCAGGAAGUCGAGGCCUGGCUACAGGAAGUCGAGGCCUGGCUACAGGAAGUCGAGGCUUGGCUACAGGAAGUCGAGGCCUGGCUGCAGGAAGUCGAGGCGUGGCUACAGGAAGUCUAGGCUUGGCUACAGGAAGUCGAGGCUUGGCUACAGGAAGUCGAGGCCUGGCUACAGGAAGUCGAGGCUUGGCUGCAGGAAGUCGAGGCGUGGCUACAGGAAGUCGAGGCCUGGCUACAGGAAGUCGAGGCCUGGCUACAGGAAGUCGAGGCUUGGCUACAGGAAGUCGAGGCGUGGCUACAGGAAGUCGAGGCCUGGCUACAGGAAGUCGAGGCCUGGCUACAGGAAGUCGAGGCCUGGAGUACUUGUGUUGGGACCACAGACCGGGCUUGUUGCCCUGGUGACCAGACUCACUGCCGGAGCCGGACACAGGGAAUUGCGGCCAAACCCGGGACAGGACGUCAAGCGUUGUGCGCGCGAGUGGCAAUAGGACCAUGUGUGAGCCGGACGGGCAGGGCCUGUACCAUGAGAAGCAGCGGCUGGAGCUGUGUGCCGUCCACGCCCUGAACAACCUACUGCAGUGCCGGGCGUUCGGCAAAGAAGAUCUGGACGAGAUAUGCGGCCGUUUGUCGCCUGGCACCGUGCUGAACCCUCACCGCAGUCUCCUCGGGACUGGCAACUACGAUGUCAACAUUCUCAUGGCCGCCCUCGUAUCUCAGGGGCUCGCUCCCAUUUGGUGGGACAAACGCAGGUCUCUGGAUGCUCUGGUGCUCUCCCAGGUGUAUGGAUUCAUUCUGAACAUCCCAUCCAAUGUGACUCUGGCCUUCGUGACCCUGCCCAUACGCAGGAGACACUGGAUUGCAGUCAGGGAGGUGAACGGUCACUACUAUAACCUGGACUCAAAGCUCAAAUCCCCAGCACGGAUCGGAGGCAGUGAGGAGCUGAGGGUCUUCCUGGAGGGACAGAUCGCUGAGGAUGUGUGUGAGCUGCUUCUGGUCGUCAAGCAGGAGGUGGAGGAGAGCAAAGCCUGGCUCAGACUGGAGUGAGGAAGGGGAGGGUGAAUGGCAAGAGAGGAACAGAGAGAGAAUGGUCAGGCCUGGGACUCAGCUUCUGUUGCCCCAGAGUGUCGGUGGGAGGGGGAGGGUUGUAGCUCCUUUUCUCACAGAGAUUGAGGUCUGUGUGUGUGUGUGCAUGUGUGAGAUAGAGAUAUGAGACUUGAGUUAUGAUUGAUGUGAGAGCGAGAGAGAGAGAGAGGGGGGUUGGGGGUUUGAUGAAUGAGAGAG